Abrus precatorius (Indian licorice) is the source of this 3035-nucleotide messenger RNA. RefSeq names its product general transcription factor 3C polypeptide 3. Bases 83 to 2872 code for a protein of 929 amino acids. Gene Ontology annotation, cellular component: transcription factor TFIIIC complex. The transcript has 18 exons. Lineage: Eukaryota; Viridiplantae; Streptophyta; Magnoliopsida; Fabales; Fabaceae. Gene Ontology annotation, molecular function: protein binding. The record is from RefSeq and is a predicted model, not a curated record. Gene Ontology annotation, biological process: transcription by RNA polymerase III.
AGGGCAGAUAAAAAUAAACGAACUCAAACAUGAAGAGUUGAAAAGCUUGAAAGUGAACUAUAGAAAGAAGCGUCUGAAGCUGAUGGCGAAAGAGGGAAACAACAUUGAUGAAGUGAAUGACACAUUGGAUAAUAUGGAAGAAGCAGCAGAAGCAGAAGAAGCUGGAGAAUUAGAAGAAGGAGAAGAGGAAGAUGACGUGGAAGAAGAAGAAGAAGAAGAAGAAGAAGAAGAAGAGGAGGAAGGAGAGUAUACUUUCAGGUUCAAGAAUGGAAUGAGCCCUUUGGACUUUGUCGAUAAUAAUGAUUCUGGCGUUCAAAGCUACCGGCAAUUCGAACGCCUUGAACACGAAGCCCUCGCCGAUAAAAAGCGAAAGGCGAAUGAACAAUGCGACAGUGAAGGACCCUCUUCUAAGAAGGCAAGGGAAGAUGAUAUUUCUGGGGCAACCAUAGCUGAGAUAAUGGAAGCAAUGAAUUAUGGUGGGCGCAAGAGAUCACGAAAGCCUAAAAAAAGAGGUAGGCGGAAAGGAUCAAAGAAUAAACUCGACCCUAAGCUAACACGAAUGCUGGGUGAUGCCACACUUCACUAUGCAUGUGGCCAUUAUGACAAGGCUAUAGCUGUGUUGCAUGAAGUUGUUAGGCUGGCACCAAAUUUGCCUGAUUCGUAUCACACCCUUGGACUUGUCUAUAGUUCACUUGAGGAUUAUAAAAGAGCUAUGGAUUUUUACAUGAUUGCUGCUCAUUUGACUCCAAAAGAUUCAUCUCUUUGGAAAUUGCUAUUUACCUGGUCCAUAGAACAAGGUGAUAUUGGUCAAGCCAGUUAUUGUCUUUCAAAAGCAAUAACAGCAGACCCCAAAGAUAUUACUCUUAGAAAUCAUCGUGCGAUGCUCUAUGUUGAACUUGGAGAUUAUCAAAAAGCUGCUGCGGCAUAUGAGCAAGUACAUCAACUCUGUCCUAAGAAUGUUGAUGCAAUGAAAGCAGCAGCUAAGUUCUACAAAAAAUGUGGACAAGUUGAAUGCUCUGUUCGUAUUCUUGAAGACUACCUUAAGAGUCAAACUGAUGGAGCAAAUGAGCGUGUAGUUGAUCUGCUGGGUGCCAUAUUGAUGGAAACUAAGGCGCAUGACAAAGCUCUUCAGUAUAUUGAACAUGCUCAAGUGGUAAAUGCAGGGAAAGAAUUGCCUUUGUAUUUGAAAAUUAAAGCUGGAAUCUGCCAUGUUCAUCUUGGAAACAUGGAGAUGGCUCAGGUUCAGUUUAAUGAUUUGAAGCCAGAGAAUGCAAAUGAGCAUGUGGCCUUGGUUACUGAGGUUGCAGACGCAUUAAUGGGUCUUGAGCAUUAUAAUUUUGCAUUGAAUUAUUAUCUGAUGUUGGAAGGAAAUAGUGGAAAUGAAAAUGGUCUUCUAUAUCUGAAAAUUGCUAGAUGUUAUCAGUCCUUGAAAGAAAGGUCACAGGCAAUUCUCUUUUUUUCCAAAGUCCUAGAAACUCUAGAAGAUGAUGUUGAUGCACGCAUAACUUUGGCUUCCCUUCUACUUGAAGAAGGAAAAGAAGAUGAAGCCAUUUCCUUGCUGUCUCCUCCAAAGGACUCCGACUCUGGAGAAGCUCAUUCUGGAAAGUCACAUAGAUGGUGGGUUGAUGCAAGAAUAAAACUGAAUCUCUGCAGCAUAUAUCGGAAUAGAGGGAUGCUUGAUGAUUUUGUGGAUGCAAUUUUCCCUUUGAUACGUGAAUCACUGUAUGUUGCAACUCUUCGACAGAAGGGUAAAUCAAAAAAGCGCCUCUCCAAAAGAGAUCUGGUUGAAAGGGUUAGGGUACUAGAUGGUCCAGAAAAGGAUAAUGUAUUUAGAGGCUUCAGGCCAGUAGCUACACCGUCUGAUCUGUUGAAAGCUUCCCGGGCAAAAAAGCUGCUGCAGAAGAAGGCAAUCCUAAAGGAGAAAAGAAAAGCUGAGGCACUGGCCUCCGGACUUGACUGGCUAAGUGAUGAUUCAGAUGAUGAGCCUCAGAAAGAAAACAGAGAACCUCCCUUGUGUAAUCUUCUCAAAGAUGAAGAACACCACCAGCUAAUCAUUGAUUUGUGCAAGGCAUUAGCAUCCUUGCAAAGGUAUUGGGAAGCACUGGAAAUUAUUAAUCUUACUCUAAGAUUGGCUCAUAUGUCUCUGUCUACUGAGAAGAAGGAGGAGCUUCGAUCUCUUGGAGCUCAAAUGGCAUACAACACCACAGAUCCUAAGCAUGGGUUUGAUUGUGUAAAAUACAUUGUUCAGCAACACCCACACAGUGUUGCAGCUUGGAAUUGCUACUACAAGGUUAUGUCAAGAUUGGAAAACCGAGAUACAAGACACUACAAAUUUGUACGUGUUAUGCAAGGAAAAUUUGUGGAUUCUGUGCCUCCCAUUCUCAUUUCUGGGCAUCAGUUUACCUUAUUUAGCCAUCAUCAAGACGCAGCAAGGAAAUACCUAGAAGCUUAUAAACUAUUGCCAGAGAAUCCCUUGGUUAAUCUUUGUGUUGGAACGGCCUUGAUCAACUUAGCAUUGGGUUUCAGACUUCAAAAUAAGCAUCAAUGUGUUGUACAAGGUUUGGCAUUCCUCUACAAUAAUUUGAGAAUCUGUGAGAACAGCCAGGAAUCACUGUACAACAUAGCUCGGGCAUACCAUCAUGUUGGUCUAGUAACUCUGGCUGCUUUAUACUACGAGAAAGUAAUUGCUAUUCACGAGAGAGACUAUCCAAUUCCAAAACUUCCCAAUGAAAAUCCAGAUGUCAUCGAAAAUCAUAAACCUGGUUACUGCGACCUUCGGAGGGAGGCAGCUUAUAAUUUGCAUUUAAUCUACAAAAAGAGUGGAGCUCUUGAUCUUGCUAGGCAAGUCCUAAAAGAUCACUGUUCCUUGUGAGUCCCCAUGUAUCUUUUGAACGACAAUCAUUUUUCAGGUUCAGUAUAUGCCUAUGCCUUUCCAUUAUGUACAAAAAACUUUAGAAACACAUGCUAUGCAAUAUAACUUGUUAGGCUUAGUAUAUUGUUUCUUUAUCUAUAUCUAUCUAUCUAUCUUUAUAUUU